Messenger RNA from Miniopterus natalensis, 4981 nucleotides. It is a transcript of the gene ZBTB34, whose product is annotated as zinc finger and BTB domain containing 34. NCBI's taxonomy places the organism in Eukaryota, Metazoa, Chordata, Mammalia, Chiroptera, Miniopteridae. Gene Ontology annotation, biological process: regulation of transcription by RNA polymerase II. Gene Ontology annotation, molecular function: protein binding; RNA polymerase II cis-regulatory region sequence-specific DNA binding; DNA-binding transcription factor activity, RNA polymerase II-specific. The record is from RefSeq and is a predicted model, not a curated record.
UCUCCCUUCCCCCCUAAAAAUCAAUAAAAAUAUGUCCUUGGGUGAGGAUUUAAAAACAAACACACAUCUUUGGUAUUUAUUCUCGUAGAUCUACACUGUCUAGUAUGGUAGCCACUAGCCACAUGUGGCUCUUGAGCAUUUGAAAUGUGGUUGUUCAAACAUGUAAAUAACUUCCUAAUAUUGAUUACAUGUUGAAAUGAUAAUGUUUUAGAUAUACUGUAUUGGGUAAAAUAAAAUGUAUUAAAUUUUUAUAUUUUGAACAUUGUAACUGCUAGAACACAUUACAUGUAUAGCUUGCAUAUGUGUAAUUACACAUAUUUAUUGGACAGCAGUGUUUGAGAAUAAUUUUCAAAUCAUUUUGUCAAGUUUCUAAGAAAAUAUUCCAUUGCACUGCAUUAUAUUUAUAGAUUAAUUUUUUAGGGAAAGUAUCCAUCUUUAUAGUGUUGAAUUUUCUUUCCAGGAGCAUAUGUGUCUUCAUUUAAACAUGUUUUAGUUCUUAUCAACGUCUUACAGUUUUCUUGUUGGAGAUCCCGACUAUUUUUUGUUUUUCCCCUAGGUGUUGUAUAAUUUCUGAUACUAUUGUUGGUUGUAACUUGUCAUUAUCUUACCUAACUGGCUUUUUAUGUACCUUUUUGAAACCCUUUACUUAUUAGAUCUUGAUUCUAACAGAUUUUUCAAGUUGAUCAUCUUAUGUUUUCUAUAUAAAUAAUAUCUGCCUUGAAUAGUAAUUUUGCUUCCUCUUUUUUAAUGGCUAUAUGCCUUAAUUUUCUCUUUGUCUUGUUGCUUUGGCUGGAACUUCCAGAGCAGUAUUAAGUAUGGGAAGUGAUGGGCAGACAGCCUUGUAUCCUCCCAGGCACUAAUGGGAAUGCCUUCGCAAAAGUGUUUACCAGAGUGUACACCAGAGAACACUAAUUCUUUGGAAUAUUAAUAUCUGUACCUUGAGAGAAGAGUUUCACGCUUAAAUGCAUUUGCAGACUACUGAGUUAAAUGGAAUUCUUGUCUCCAGGACUUUUCAGAUGGGUUAUUCUGCUAAUAUGUUUUUAAGCCCUGGGAGGUAGGGAUACUGAGGCUAACUCAUGGACGUGCUCUACUAAAUGCACUGUGGGAAGUGCAGAUAUGUUCCUUUUUAAGGAUGAUGUUGCUGUUAGUUUGCAGUAGAUACUGUUAAUAUAUUAAGAAAAUAUCGUUCUAUUCCUAGCUUAUUGAGUAUUUCGUCCGUAUUUAAAAGGGCAUUUAGCUUUCUGAAAUGCAUUUUGGCAUUGUAUUGAUUUGGCCAUAUGGUUUUUCUCCUUUGAUUUACUGAUGCUGCAAAUCAUAUUGGUAUAUUUCCUAACAUACAACCAUCUUUACAUUUGGUCGUACUAUGUAAUUCUUUUAAUGGGUUAUAUUUGCUAGUAUUUCCUUUAGGACUUUCAAAUCUGCUUACUUAGUAAAGUCAACAGUUUUCUUCUUUGUGCUGUUUGCCGUCUUGUAGUAUCAGAUUCAUGCCAUAUGAAUCGAAACACUUUAAAUGUUUUAACAUGCAUCUAGAAGAGUGUGAAUGGCCUGAAGAUUGUUUGUGCUUUGGUACUUCUGUUUCCUUUGUAUUUAAUUUUGCCUAUUUAUUCUAAAAAUAUGUUCAUUCGUACAGAUUUCACAUUGAUUUAAAUCAUAAAUCUAAAAUAAAUAAGGACGCAGUAUUAACUGAAAUGUUUCAACUCAAAUUCUGACAUGAUAAAAACAAUUCUGAUGUGAUCUAGUCACACUAACCAAUUGAUCCUUCUCUGCAAGAGUCUUAGAUUUAGUGGCACUUUAUUGUUUAAUGAUAAAACAUUUUAAGGCACUGACUCUCCCUGUUAAAUUUUGUUGUUGUUUCAAGACCCUCAACACUUCAUUAUGAAAAAUUUCAAACAUACAGAAAAGUUGGAUUUUAUAGUAAACACCUAUAUAUCCACCACCUAGACAAGUGUAGGCUUGUUAACAUUUCACUCUGUUUGCUUUAUCACUUAUCUAGUCAUCUCUUUUUCUGGAUGCGUUCUCAAGUAAGUUGAAGACAUAGUAAACUUCACUCCUGAAGUUGCCUCCUUAGCUCAGCAGGCAGUGUGUCAGUCUCAUAAGCCCUUCUUACUACAGAUUUGAUGUGAUAUUUUAAAUUUUCUAAAUAGUUUUAUUCAUUUUUUAUUCUGUUUUUGAUUCAGUACUUGUCCAGGAGGUGUUUAUAUUUCUAUUGGUUGGGUUUUAAAAACUAAAAUAGUUAGGUCUAAUUUUGUUGUAUUUGGCCAGAGAAUGUAGCCUGGGCUGUAUCCCCUUCCGUGGUGUGGAUGAUUCGCUGCUGCGGAUUCUAGGCAAGGGGCGCCAGGCUGUGCUAGGUGUGCCAGUGCUGUGAGCACCCGUGGAGGACCAUACACUUGUGAGGUCUGGCGCUCAUUUUGCUUUAAAAAUGUCCAUGAGUAUAUUUAGUCCGUGCCAAAUGGUCAAGGACCAAAUGUCUCCAUGGAUGUGUUAGGACCAAAUGUCCGCUAAUCUUAAAAACUCGUCACUGAAGGGGACUGAGUAUUGCUGCAUGGGUGAGCAACUCCAAAAGAUAUAAAGGUGUGCAGAGCUGAAGGGAAAUGCACAUCAAGACAGCAUCUCAGAUUCUAAACUAAAAAGGGUUCAGCUCUAUUCAUAGUAUGCGGUAAUGCUGUAUAUUGAAAAAUACCAAUUGAAAAUACACAAAUUAGGUAGAACAUUCUUUAGAUGAAUUUCCUUAUUGUUACAAAGUAAAGAUCCUCAAAACUAGGUGAGACAGGGAAAUAUUUUUCCUAAAAUAAUACCAAAUUCUCAAUCAGAGCUGAAAUGGCCUUACUAUGUAUAACGUGUUUUAAUUUUGAUCAAGAUGAAAGUUAGGCAUUUAGGACACUAGGCUAAUUGAUCAUUUGGUUAUUUGACUUUAGGUGAAUUAACCAAGACAUGAAAGACUGAAAAUAAGUAAGAGGAGGAAUGCUCCGGCAGACCCUAGAAGAUUACGCCUCAUGUCAGUAGAAAUGGACAGCAGCAGUUUUAUUCAGUUUGAUGUGCCCGAGUACAGCAGCACCGUUCUGAGCCAGCUAAAUGAACUCCGCCUACAAGGGAAACUAUGUGACAUCAUUGUCCACAUUCAGGGUCAGCCAUUUCGAGCCCACAAAGCAGUCCUUGCUGCCAGCUCCCCAUAUUUCCGGGACCAUUCAGCAUUAAGUACCAUGAGUGGCUUGUCAAUAUCAGUGAUUAAAAAUCCCAAUGUGUUUGAACAGUUGCUUUCAUUUUGUUACACUGGAAGAAUGUCCUUGCAGCUGAAGGAUGUUGUCAGUUUUCUGACGGCAGCUAGCUUUCUUCAGAUGCAGUGUGUCAUCGAUAAGUGCACGCAGAUCCUAGAGAGCAUCCAUUCAAAAAUCAGUGUUGGAGAUGUUGACUCUGUUACCGUUGGUGCUGAAGAGACUCCAGAGAGUCGGAAUGGAGUUAAAGACGGCAGCUUCUUUGCCAACCCUGUUGAGAUCUCUCCCCCGUAUUGCUCUCAGGUACGGCAGCCCACCACAAGCAGUGAUCUUCGAAUGGAAACGACGCCCAGCAAAGCUUUGCGCAGCCGCCUACAGGAAGAGGGCCACUCGGACCGAGGGAGCAGCGGGAGCGUUUCUGAGUAUGAGAUUCAGAUAGAGGGGGACCAUGAUCAAGGGGACCUGCUGGUGAGGGAGAGCCAGAUCACUGAGGUGAAGGUGAAGAUGGAGAAGUCCGACCGGCCCAGCUGCUCGGACAGCUCCUCCCUGGGAGACGAUGGCUACCACACUGAGAUGGUUGACGGGGAGCAAGUCAUGGCGGUGAGUGUGGGUUCCUAUGGCUCUGUGCUCCAGCACGCGUAUUCCUAUUCCCAGGCAGCCUCACAGCCAACCAGCGUGUCAGAAGCUUUUGGAAGUUUGAGUAACUCCAGCCCAUCCAGGUCCAUGCUGAGCUGUUUCCGAGGAGGGCGUGCCCGCCAAAAGCGGGGUUUGUCUGUCCAUCUGCACAGUGAUCUGCAGAGCUUGGUGCAGGGUUCAGACAGUGAAGCUGUGAUGAAUAACCCUGGGUAUGAGAGCAGCCCCCGCGAGAGGAGCACAAGAGGUCACUGGUACCCGUAUAACGAGAGGCUGAUCUGUAUUUACUGUGGAAAGUCCUUCAACCAGAAAGGAAGCCUUGACAGGCAUAUGCGACUCCACAUGGGAAUCACCCCCUUUGUGUGCAAGUUCUGCGGGAAGAAGUACACACGGAAGGACCAACUGGAGUACCACAUCAGGGGCCACACUGAUGACAAACCAUUCCGCUGUGAGAUCUGCGGGAAGUGCUUUCCAUUCCAAGGUACCCUCAACCAGCACCUGCGGAAAAACCACCCGGGUGUAGCUGAAGUCAGGAGUCGCAUUGAGUCCCCUGAGAGAACAGAUGUGUACAUGGAACAGAAACUAGAAAAUGACGCAUCGGCCUCCGAGAUGGCCCUAGAUUCCCGGAUGGAAAUGCACACAGUGUCUGAUGCUCCUGAUUAAGAUGGUAAAGGAGUGCACCCAAACAAAGCACAUUAAUCAAUGCAUAUUUGUGAUUUGCUUUGUUGUAAUCUUUAGUUUUCCUAACCAUCUGGAAACCUCUUGGUCUCUUGGCAGUUUUUCUAAGGUUUCUGGAAGGAACGCUUCAUUAUGUUUAUCCUUUCCCCGACCUCCCUUCCCCCAGGAGCUCAAAGCAUGAAGGGCAUCAUAUCCAGGGAAAAUACAGGCUGACAGUAUUCCUCUUUGGCUGAAUUCUUAGUCCAGAAUCUGCCAGCGAUUUAGCUAUGCCAACUAGUUGACCCUGUAUUCUCUGCCAAGGGCGUGCUCUCGCUGGGCUGUCCUGCACUGGUCCCAGUGCAUCUCUGUGGAAAGAGACGGGGGUGCCGUCAGCUGAUACAAAUGGGUAACCUUUUCUAAUUUAAAAUUACUUUUACGGAGUAGUUAGACAAUUUAUAUAUAUAUAUAAUAAAAUGAUU